This is a messenger RNA of Penaeus monodon (black tiger shrimp), 1364 nucleotides long. It is a transcript of the gene mge, whose product is annotated as mitochondrial import receptor subunit TOM22 homolog. Gene Ontology annotation, biological process: intracellular protein transport. The coding region runs from base 94 to 609 and encodes 171 amino acids. The record is from RefSeq and is a predicted model, not a curated record. NCBI's taxonomy places the organism in Eukaryota, Metazoa, Arthropoda, Malacostraca, Decapoda, Penaeidae. The transcript is spliced from 4 exons. Gene Ontology annotation, cellular component: mitochondrial outer membrane.
CGCUUGUUGGUGCCGGAGCGACUCGACGCCCAACUUGCAAGAGUUCUCGAAAUUUUCCCCAGUUUUCACCAGACCACGUCGCCUGAGGGAGCCAUGGCCACGUUAACAGAACUCGCAGACCUAGACAGCGGCGUGGCAAGCAGCGAGGCGACGCCAGAGAGUCAGACGACGGCGGAGGAGACUGCGAAGGCCGUCGGAAAAGCGGUGGAGGCUGCGGCGGCUCAGGUGUCGUCUGCUGAGGAGAAGGAGGUGUCCACGCUUCCCGAGGACGGGACGGGACGAGGACGGGAUUUUGAUGAAAGCUUUGCUGAGAGAGUAUGGGGCCUCACAGAAAUGUUCCCAGAAUGCCUCCGCACGGGUAGCGCCAACGCAGUUUCAUCCUCUGUCAGAUUAGUAAAAGGUGCUUAUGACCUAAGCCGACAGGUUGUGUGGAUAGCAGUAAGCACAUCAAUCCUCCUGUUUGCUCCUGUAAUGUUUGAGAUAGAAAGACUUAAUGUAGAAGAGAUGAUGAAGCAGGAUAGAAACAGGCUCGUUCUUGGUCCAGGCUCAGCAAUGUCAGGUGGACCUCCUGCAGCUCCAGGACUAAUGCCACCCCCUCCUACUCGCUAAUACGACUGGCUCCUCCUCUUUUGUGCUCAUCAGUCCCCCUGUUGUUAUUAUUCUGUAGACUUUUUGAAUGGCUGUGUGGAUGCUUAGAACUGUGGAAAUAUUAUUUAAAGCCAUUUCAAGUUAAUAUGAAAGAAAAUUCCCUGUCAUCAUGAAGUUGCUUGUGACCACUUAAAUUUUGAAUUGCCAAGAUAGUUUAUUGAGUACUGUGGUCGCUAGAAAGAUGUGAAAUAAACUGAAACUGUACAAUACAUUGGACCAACAGUUAUAGGUAGCUUAUUUUUCCACAUUCUUCCUGGAUUAUUUGUUUGAGAGUGUAUCAUUGCAAAAUAGUGUCUGUUACAUUGUAUAGUGUUAUAUUUUCCUUUACAGAGGAAAAUCACUCCCAAAAAGUAAUGUUUACUAAACUUCAUAUUAAUAUGAAUUUAUUUACUGGAAUGGCAUGUAUGUAUAGUAAAUUUAUGUAUGUGCAGUUACUUCAUUUGUACAUAUGUGAAUAAACAUAACCUAUUUUUAGGUAUUAUGUUACAGUAUUUAUACUGUUAAAUCUUAAAGAUGUCCAGGAUUGAUACCUGAAUGUACUAAAAAGAUUGAUAGAUAGACUGGUAGUUGAUUGGUAGAGGUGUAUUUACUUGUGUUCUUUUGAAAUAAGUAUGUAGACUUGGACAUGUGAUGUAUGAACAGAUUUUUUGUAUAAAGAAUUAAUCAGAAGAGAUGCUAUUGUAAACUGCUUCAAGCCAAUAAAUUUGAAAAGGGAC